Messenger RNA from Eublepharis macularius, 8882 nucleotides. RefSeq names its product MAPK interacting serine/threonine kinase 2 (gene MKNK2). Gene Ontology annotation, cellular component: nucleus; cytoplasm. Gene Ontology annotation, molecular function: calcium/calmodulin-dependent protein kinase activity; ATP binding; calmodulin binding. NCBI's taxonomy places the organism in Eukaryota, Metazoa, Chordata, Lepidosauria, Squamata, Eublepharidae. Gene Ontology annotation, biological process: peptidyl-serine phosphorylation; intracellular signal transduction; protein autophosphorylation. The record is from RefSeq and is a predicted model, not a curated record. The coding region runs from base 212 to 1615 and encodes 467 amino acids. The transcript has 14 exons.
CCUGCCUGCCUUCUCUUCCAGCGGCCGGCGGAGCUGGCCGGGCCUUUCCAUCAGCAGUGGCGGCGGCGCUGCGGAGCCCGGGCAGGGAUCUCCAGCAAGAGCUCUGGAUUAGCUCCAGAUUGCCCUCCUUCUUGCUCUCUUUUAUUUAAUUUCCCCAUAUUUUUGAUUUUUUUCUUUUAAAACACUCCUUCCCGAAUUUUAAAUUCUCAAGAUGGUGCAGAAGAAGACAGCUGAGCUACAAGGUUUCCAUCGCUCCUUCAAGGGCCAGAAUCCGUUUGACUUGGAGUUCUCCCAGUCGAAUGAUCUGGAGUGUGUCUUCAGUUUUGAAUGCCCAACCCGCCCUGACAUGCCUUCCAGCCAACCCAUUGACAUCCCUAAUGCAAAGAAGAGGAACAAGAAGAAAAAACGCUGCCGAGCUACAGACAGCUUUUCAGGGAGGUUCGAAGAUGUUUACCAGCUCCAAGAUGAGGUCCUUGGGGAAGGGGCCCAUGCUAAAGUCCAGGCCUGUGUUAACCUUAUCACCAACAAGGAAUAUGCAGUGAAGAUCAUUGAGAAGCGUCUCGGACACAUCCGGAGCAGAGUCUUUCGAGAGGUGGAGAUGUUGUACCAGUGCCAAGGACAUAGGAACAUCUUGGAAUUGAUUGAAUUCUUUGAAGAAGAGGACCGAUUCUACCUCGUGUUUGAAAAGAUGAGGGGAGGCUCCAUCUUAACCCAUAUUCACCGUCGGCGCCAUUUCAAUGAAUUGGAGGCCAGCAUGGUGGUGCACGACAUUUCGAGUGCCCUUAACUACUUGCACAACAAAGGAAUAGCACAUAGAGAUCUCAAACCAGAAAAUAUUCUCUGCGAGAGUCCCAAUCAGGUUUCCCCCGUUAAAAUCUGCGACUUUGACUUGGGAAGUGGAAUCAAGUUGAAUGGCGACUGCUCCCCCAUCUCCACUCCGGAGUUGCUCACCCCGUGUGGUUCAGCGGAGUACAUGGCUCCGGAAGUCGUGGAGGCUUUCAAUGAAGAGGCAUCCAUCUACGACAAGCGCUGCGACCUGUGGAGCUUGGGGGUCAUCCUCUACAUCAUGUUGAGUGGUUACCCACCCUUCGUAGGGCACUGUGGGACUGACUGCGGCUGGGACCGCGGAGAAGCCUGCCCUGCCUGCCAGAAUAUGCUGUUUGAAAGUAUCCAGGAAGGAAAGUACGAAUUCCCGGAUAAAGAUUGGGCUCAUAUCUCUUUCGGAGCCAAAGAUCUCAUUUCGAAGCUCCUUGUGAGGGAUGCUAAGAAACGCCUCAGUGCAGCUGAAGUCCUCAAGCACCCGUGGGUGCAAGGGUGUGCUCCAGAUAACACGCUCCCAACUCCAAUCAUCCUUCAAAGGAACAGCAGUGCCAAAGAGCUGACGUCCUUCGCGGCAGAGGCCAUCGCUGUCAACCGGCAGCUGACUCAGCACGAGGAGGAGGCGGCCGCGGAGGAGCCCCGCCCCAUCCUCAUUAAAGCUACCUCAUGUUCUAUGCAGCUCUCUCCCCCUUCCGAGUCCAAACUGGCCAAGCGGCGGCAGAAAGCCAGCCUGGCCAAAGCUGAGCCCAGCCAGCAUUUGGUGGCCCCAUUGGUCCUGGUGGGAGACCAUCUGUGACUCUCUCUCCCUCUUUUCACCCUCCUCCUCUGUGUAUAUAAGCAUUCUCUUCCUCCAUUUUGGUUUUCCUUUUUGGAUGACGAUGAUAACUGAAAAAAUAAGCGCUUUUUCCGGGCCGCUGGGGAGCAAGAUCAGAAGUCUCUGACAUUGGCUGGUUUCCAACGUUUUUCUUUGUAUCCUGAUCUUGUUACCACUGGCUUUAUUCUCUCUCUUUUUAAAAAGGUAUUUAACUCCCUUCUGCCUCUUACGAGACUUGCCCUGGGAAAGCAGAAAAUGCUGAAAAUGUGUAGUACACAAUUUGCUUAAAAAUAAUCUUCAAACCAACAUCUUCCCCCUCCAUCCUGCCCUAGCAAGCCAGACUCCUCACCGCCUCUCUGAACGAAGGAUAAUUGAAUUAAGUAGCUACUGUUUUUUUGUUCUUUUUUCUGUUGGCUCACUUUUUAUACUGUGAAAAGGGGAAGGGGGAAGAAGAAGCUCCCCUGAUCUCUCAACUUUAAAGGUAGCAUUUUAAUGUUCGGGUGUAUUGUUUCUGUUGUGUGUGUGUUUAACGUGGGUCUUCUGAUUGAUUUCUCUCUCUUUUUUAAAAAGAAGCAUACGGAUUCUGGAUCUUAUAUUUUGUGCACUUGGGUUGGGGGGGGGAGUGGCGUGUGGUUCACUUCCUGUCCCAGAAGGCAUUGGCACGGGUCACGGGGUGGCUUGUUUUUAAGGUUCAUGAAUCUCCUCGUUUCCUGGUCUCUCCUGCCUGGCCGUUGCUCCGGGGGCAGGGAACUAUCUAGGAUUUCUGCAGGAAUGUUCUAGUGGGCCAGCGACUGAAUCGGUUCGGGGACUCUCCCAGCUGGUGGGCGCCAGGGCCCUGCGUAGGAAUCCAGUCCUUUUGAAAUGUUGUGCCUAUUUAAUUUGCAGUUUAGUUCUUUGUUUUCGUGAUACGGGGGCCAAGCUAGACAUAAUAGCAGCAGAACUGAUUUGUUGAACUGGAGGUCUGCGCUCGUGUACACACACGGGGGUGGCAGAGUCUGGUUUUGCAGGUGAGAACUUUUCCUCUUCCCACCUGUUCACAGCUGAAUUCCCUACAUUCUGUCCCCUUUCCCUGGUGCUUUCUUCCCUAGCCCGCCUCCAAUACUAGAAUGGGGCUAUGGGGAAGCAAGCAGGGGGCACAGGAAGGGGCAGCGCUGUCCCAUAGACCCUUAUUUGUUCCGAAACAAAAAUUAAACCCCUCCCUCAGCUCAGUAGGUCUAGUUUGGUCCCAACUUGGAGGGGAAGUGGGAAGAAGGGAGGGUCUUUCAUCUUAACCAGGGCCGUUUUCACAUUGCUUACCGGCCCCGGAACGUCGUGCCGAGCUCCCGGAAUGACAGCGUCUUCCUGGUGUGAAAUUGCGCCAGGAAGACGCUGUUAUUCCGGGAGCUUGGCGCAAUGUUCCGGGGCUGGUAAGCAGUGUGAAAACGGCCCAGGUUGACUGAAAUAAACUCCUAGGAUUUGCAUGUGCGUAUUUGAAUUUCUUUGGACGGGGAAGCAUCACUGCAAGGGAAGCAAAGUCAUCCUGGUUCUUGGCAAUUCUUGUUGCUAUUUUUUAUAAAAAACACCCUGCCAUGGUGAAAGGGUUCAUGCCACUGUGGGGUGGUCAUCUUGAAGGAUUUGCACAUUUUUAGAGUUCCUUGUGGAUCAACAUCUGUGCAGGGGCAUUUUUGGAAGAGAGGACGAGCAUCAACUUUCCUCCAUUUAACCUUGUGGUGCAGUUUCCCUGUUUAUGCAGGUCUUUCUUUUUUAAAAAAAUUGAAUUUCUUAGAAUUCCCCCCCCCCCCCGAAACUAAGCAAAAGACUUGUGAGUUGGAAAAGGGGGUGCCCCUGGAAAUUAAUUCUUUCUCUUACUCUGUUCUCUGCCCUGCCCCGCUUCCAAAUGUGUUUUGUUCUAGAACUUUACUGGCCUGGAUUCUUCCCAAAGAACCUUUGAAAUAGUUGAUCUGUGCAGGGAACUGAGGGAAGUUAAUAACCUCCAAGCUCUUAUCUGCCCACCCACCCCCCGCCCCCAAUCUUUGCUGAAUUGCAGUUCUCCGAGUUCCUUGGGGAGAAGCCAUGAUGUUUAGAUGAGUACAAAGCUCAUAGGGUGUAAAUCUUCAGCAAGAAGCAUUUCUGCAAUUGCUGGGAGGAUUAAUUGAGGGUGGGUGGGUUUGAGAUGGAAAGUGAGGAUCUUCUGACAGCUUGAAACAUUUUAUGCAUAAGAACCACUUUGGGGCGAGGGGAGAUGAGAAGCCAUUGCUAUGUCCAAUGUGUUCUUUUUUUCUCACAGUGCCAAACCCCUGGCUCCCUCACCAAUUCAGGCAUGACCUGGUGGGUUUUGUGUGAUACAUUAUCUUUUUUUUUUCUUUAAGAAAGCUUCAAUACUGAGGGGAGGGCCAUACUAAACGUAACAUAUCCUUGUGAUCACCAUGGAGCCGCCACCACCAUUUUAAGGUGAUUUCAAAAUGCCGCGGGGGCUUCAUCUUGAUGAGACAUGGUGCUUUUGUGUCUCCUCCCCCCCCGGGCAAUGUUUCAAGAGCUGAAGCAGCCGCAGAGGGCAUUUAGGCACUUGAUAAGGCGUGGUGGGCAAGACAAGAACACCUCAGCCUGCCACUCCAGGUCCAAUCAGGAUCCUGCCCUUGCUGCGUUUUUAAAUCGCCUUAAAAUGGCAGCGGUUUCUCUGUGGCAGCUGCAAGAACACGGUCAUGUUUGGCCCUUUCUGUGAGGGGCUGAAGCUUUUUGCAGACCUUCUGAAUGGUGGACUUUCCCACUUAAUUGAGCAACAUGGAAGGAGCAGCGUAGUUGAGAAAUUCCAUGGCUAGUUUGUUUUCCGGUUUUUAGUAGUUGUUUUGUUAAGUUUUGCUUUUAAUGAUCUUGGCUGUUCUGCUCGCAGUGGGAACGAAUUUCUGGAGAAUUCCAAAAUCUUGUUGGUACCUGACUUGUGAUACGGGCUGAAUGGCCCCAGUCCUUAAAGCAUACACAAACACAUUUGGUGGAAGGGAAAGCGGGGUCCUUGCUUGAGGAGAGAGGCCUGCUGGAUUCCGAAGUGCCGAAUUGAUUUCUGGAGCCCUGUCUCCCUCUGAGGAUGUGCGCGGUCAUUGGGGUUGUGUGAAUUUAAACAAGGAACUCAGCACCUUCUUGUACACAGCACCUUCUUGGCAUUCUGGAUGUCUCCUUCUCCGACCAUCCCCCUGCAACACUCCAGCAUUCCUCCAUGCAGUGUAGGAAUCAGCCUCAUGUAUGUGCGCGUCCACACAAGCUCCACCUAAGCCACCCUCCAUUUUCAUGCUAUGCGCUCCAGUUUGGCCGCCAUCUGCUGGUACACAAGCCACAGGUGAUGUAUGGCUCAAUGGAAGGAGACUGAGAUACUGUGACCCAAGAGUGAUACGUGGAGGCCAUCUUGUUCGGGUGCAGAGUUGUUACUGGAUGGCAGUUUUUUGGGGUGCAGGGUUGGGGUCAUCAACAACCCCAAGGGGGCAGUGCAUGUUUGGGCAAGUGAGAACUAGGCCAUUUCCACACUAGGCACCUUCAUCCGGAACACUGCUGAAUGUCGUGAAAAAACCAUGGAAGAUGGCAUCUUCUCGCGCAAGUUUUGCACAUCGUGCAAAACUCGCGCGAGAAGACGCCACCUUCUGUUUUUUUUUCAUGACGUUCCUCAGCGUUCCGGAUGAAGGUGAGUAGUGUGGAAACAGCCCUACCUUUGGUGUGGUAGCAUGUUGGGGCAGCUUAAUUUAGUUGGAGGGUGGCUUUCCAGUUCUUCCGUUGGUGUUUCCAAACUGGUAGUCCCUAGUUGGAAUUAGAAGCGGAAUUGUGGGCUUGGCAAGAACAGUGGAGAGGGACCGAGGGGCAGGGUGGUCUGGCCAGCCACAAUCCGGUCUUACGUACGUGCCUCUGUCUAGGCCCCCAUUCAGCUGUUAGUGUUGCCAAGUUGUGAUCCUUUUGUGUGCUUGGCUUGGAGGUCCAUCUUCUCUCUGCUGAACUUGCUUCUUAGAGAACAUGGGUGGAACUGGGCUGUUGCUCAGAGCAUGUAAGUGAUGGUUUGGAUAGUUUUUCUAAAUAAGCUUUUUUUUAAAAAAAUUGUCUACAAUACUAUGCAAUUGUGAUUUGAUUGGGAGGAAGCUGGAGGUAGCGAAUGGCUUCUUGAAAUACCUGAAUGCAGGUGAUUUUCAGGACAAAGGAGUAGAAAUAGCAAGAUAGGCUCCCUCUCUUUCCUUUAGGGGGGUUGGGUAUCUCCCCCCCCUACCAUAUAUUUUGCUUGCUUUAUCACCAGCAUGCAGUCUUCUCCCACGGAUGUCUGCUUCUUUGGGGAAGGGAGAGGAGGUGUGGGGUGCUCCGGGGGGGCCUUUAUGGGCAGCCUCCACCUCCGAACCUAAUUAGACUGCCACAUGGGCAAAACCUCCUUUUUAAAAGGAGGUUGGGGAGGGGGGAGAUCUUUGAUACUUGCUAAUACAUUUUGCUAUUACUUGUUUUACUUUUUUUUUUAAAUAUACUUGAACAACAUAACAUUGUGCUCUGGACUCUUGGAAGCUACGGAUUCAGGUGCGAGAAACAUCAUCUCUGGACCCUUCUGGAAGAAUGCAGAAGCCAAUUCUCCCUUGACCGUGGGAGGGGUAUUCUGCAUUUUGUCUGAAGGCUAGUUAGCAAAAGACAGGGAAGAGCAUAUGCCGGCCUUGCCUUUGGCUCCUGCUCUUGGAUGUGUGAACCCAGCUGGUUUUUAAAUAGGCUGGAAGCCUGGGCCGAGCGUCAUGGCCACCCGUCCCUGGACCAAAAAGCUCUCGGAGGUAGAUUCUUGGCAUGACAGCGAAAUUCGGUCUCUGGAGUUUUUUGACAGGGCCUGGCAGGUAAUUGAAUACAUUCUUUAGAACUGGUUUAACGUCUUGCAACGUAGACUUGAAAACAACAACGGCAAAAAAAGAUGGUUUCGUUCCAGGAUAGUUGUAGCAUCUGUGCAAAACACAGUCGUUUUUCUAAAAAAACAUACGGUAUUUUGAAAGUCUCGGCUAGAUGAGCUGACUUUUUUUCAGACGUUGGAUGGGUUUUUUCUGCCAGCCCUUCUGUGUAAUGCCCCAGAAUGUCUUUCUCUGCCCUGGGUCACCUGCCUUACCUAGUUAGCACCACACAAGGAACAGAUGCCUUGAAUCUUGCUAUAUAGGGCCAAAAUGGAGUUGCCAUGAGCUCUCAUGAUAAAAUGCCCGAAAGUGGCAUUGGCCUCCGGUUGUAGAAUUUGGGCUUUCCGUCUUUCUUCUGAAGCACUCUUUUCCCUGUUCUUUCAGAUAAGUUCUCAGGUCUGUUGCAGUGCAUGAAGAAUCAGUCAGGUGGCCCUUCUAGCUAUGGCUUGUGUCCAUUUUUUAACAAAGGAAAUAUGUAUGGAUGCAGAGUCAACGCAGAAUCUCUAAAUACGGGUUUUGCAAAUUUCUGACGCACCAGCCCCUUUUCUACACAAGGUGGCAUGCAACCCUUUUCUUGUCUGCAUGCAAACCCAGCUGUAAUACAUACAGAACAAAUGCCCACAUUUGAUCACAAAAAGCAAGUGGGUUCUCUACCAAACCAGCAUUAUAGUAACAGGUUGUUUUUUUUAAAAAAAAAGACGAACAAGAAAAAGAAAAAGCAAAUUAAAACUACCCUACUUGGAAAGUCCCUGCCACCUUGGGUUCUGGGGUAGUGAACAAUAUUUAUGUAUUGCAGAAAAUUUCAAGAGUCUUAGAAGCUGAUCUGAGGUGUGUGUGUGGGAAUUCAAUUCAUGUCCUGCAAAAAUAGGCUGUGAUGACAUUUGGCAGGUGUCUGUUUGUGAUGGCCAUUGUAGUAUGGGCUGGUCAGGGCACAGAGCUAACUGGUGUCCAGCCUUUGAAAGGUGGUGCUUUUAUGAUCAGCGGAUGGGGACAGGGAGAGACAAAGCUAGGCACCAGGACAAGAUUUUGAGACUUUGUGAUCUGCUUGUUCUGAGCAUCUCUCUCCAUGACGUGAGUGUGGGCUCUGUGUUGGUGGUGCCUCUUUUGAGGUUUAAAGGAAUGGGAGGCUGUGUCCCAGGUUCACAGCCCCCUUCCAAUCAAGCUAUAGCUAAUGGUAAUGGUUGAAAGCAAUCGGUCAUAACUCAUGUUAGUUUCAGGGACCUCUCUGGAUAACCCUGACAUGGUCCCUCCCUUUCACUUCCAGAACAUGAGCGAAAUCUGCUUGGGGUGUCGAAUGUGUGUCUCUUUUAAAUGGUGCCUCCCAUCUUGAUGUCUUUCCCCCAUCCCACCCCCCCGCCUUAAUGAUGUGCCCCUUUGUUUUUGGAGACGUAAGAUGGUGCUUAGAUUUCUCUCUUUCCAUGUGAGAGAUGAUUAUAAAAUGGUUUUGUUUUUUCAGUCUUCCUAGCUUGGGAGCACAUCUCUACCAAAAAUGCUAAACCCCAUUUUGAGCUUGUGCUAACCUCUGAGGAUGGGUGCUUAGAAUGAUCUGUUGGAGAAUCUUAAGCUGCGUCCAACCCCCACAACACCCUUGUCUCAGAAGUCACAAUGCUCAGACUUUGAGUUUAAAGUUACUAGUCUUCAUUGAGGGAAACUGACCUUGUCUCUAGCUAGGGGUUGGUGGGAAACUCUCAAAUGCCUCGUGACAUCCUUCCAACCAGUCAGUCUCUCUCAGCAUAGUAUGUAGAAAACAAUAUCUUGUUUUUUCUCUUCUCCCCCACUUUUUUACUUUUAACACUGUGUGCAGAUUUCUAACCCUGCCUUAUCCAAAAUUGUGUUAAAUCUUUUUCUGUCUAUCCCAGUUUUUUCCCCCUUGGGAAUCAUCUGUCUUGCAAACCUUUUUGUGUUUUGAUUCCUCCUUUAGGUUUUUUUCCCAGCUGCAAAAGGGGAGAAAUGGAUGCAAUUUUGUUGUUGUUGUUGUUGACAACAUUGCCUUCCUUCCCCUCCAGAUAAAGUCAAUGUUUGAAGCUGGUUAGUAACUUCUUUACUGUGAAAUCCUGCUUUUCUUUUUAUGAGAAAAAUCAGUCCAGGAGAAACAACGUUUUUUCCCUCUGGUUACCAUAGAAGACUGCCAAAGGAUUGUGUUUUGAAAUGAAGUCACCUUAACAUACUACUGAGAUACGAGCUCUCAGUUUAGGACUGGUUUAAAAAUGAAACAUAAAAAAACUUUUAAAAACCCUUUAAAAUAAAAAAAAAACCAAGCACUUUAUUAUAUGUACCAGGUGAACUGAUACCGCUUGAUGGAACUUUUCCUUUGUAACACCUUGUUGAUGCCAGAAUUUUUUGUAUUCUGUUUUGUAAGAAUUUAAUAAAUGCAUUGAAACACA